UCUAAUCACUAACAAAUGUUCACUUUUCUCUAUGAGUAAUACAAUUGUUUAAGGGCACUUAAAAUUGACAGCAUAGGCUUUUCCCCGAUCGGCUUUCAUAGGACACUUUAAACCUGCUUACAAGAAAGUCUGUGGAAUGUGUCUAUUUCAGCACUUCGAGAAUAAUGCUGGGGAAGUUUGAAAGGGCCUUGAGGACGAACUCUAAUAAUCAUUCAGAUGUCUCUCAUGUUCUGUCGGUGUCCAUGCAGCAUGACCCUUGCCCAUCCUUGCAGCCCCUCGAGUGGCUUAGGCUUCCCGUUCACUAAAUGUAUGUGCUGCAGCAGCCUUGAGACACCUGCUAAAUGAAGCUAGAAAAGUGUGCUUACGGUGACGAAAACGGAAGAGUUGGAUGAGCACGCUGUUCAGUCUUGAUUCUGUGGAAGCAACGGGAGAAAGUUAGAAGUGUGCUCCAAACAACAGUGACGGGACUUGGGAGGAGGAUUAUAUAAUGAGGUUGAAAUGAGAUGAAUGAGAGUUAUUUUAAGAAAUGGAAUCUACUGGGCAAAUUCAAGGCAGAACCCAGAGACCACCUUUGAAGUGUAUGUUGAAGUGGCCUAUCCUAGGACGGGUGGCACUCUUUCAGAUCCUGAGGUGCAGAGGCAAUUCCCGGAGGACUACAGUGACCAGGAAGUUCUACAGACUUUGACCAAGUUUUGUUUCCCCUUCUAUGUGGACAGCCUUACAGUUAGCCAAGUUGGCCAGAACUUCACAUUCGUGCUCACUGACAUUGACAGCAAACAGAGAUUUGGGUUCUGCCGCUUAUCUUCAGGAGCGAAGAGCUGCUUCUGUAUCUUAAGUUAUCUUCCCUGGUUCGAAGUAUUUUAUAAGCUGCUUAACAUCUUGGCGGAUUACACGGCAAAAGGCCAGGAGAAUCAGUGGAAUGAGCUUCUGGAAACUCUGCACAGACUUCCCAUCCCUGACCCAGGAGUGUCUGUUCAUCUCAGCGUGCAUUCUUACUUUACUGUGCCUGAUACCAGAGAACUUCCCAGCAUACCUGAGAAUAGAAAUCUCACAGAAUAUUUUGUGGCCGUGGAUGUAAACAACAUGUUACAUCUGUAUGCCAGCAUGCUGUACGAACGCCGGAUUCUCAUCGUCUGCAGCAAACUCAGCACUUUGACUGCUUGCAUCCACGGGUCUGCCGCGAUGCUCUACCCCAUGUUCUGGCAGCACGUGUACAUCCCUGUCCUGCCCCCACACCUGUUGGACUACUGCUGUGCUCCCAUGCCCUACCUCAUAGGAAUCCAUUUAAGUUUAAUGGAGAAAGUCAGAAACAUGGCCCUGGAUGAUGUCGUGAUCCUCAACGUGGACACCAACACCCUGGAAACUCCCUUCGAUGACCUCCAGAGCCUCCCAAAUGAUGUGAUCUCUUCACUGAAGAACCGGCUAAAGAAAGUCUCCACAACAACUGGCGAUGGUGUGGCCAGGGCCUUCCUCAAGGCGCAGGCUGCUUUCUUUGGCAGCUACCGAGACGCUUUGAAAAUUGAGCCGGAGGAGCCAAUCACCUUCUGUGAAGAAGCCUUCGUAUCCCACUAUCGCUCCGGAGCCAUGAGGCAGUUCCUGCAGAAUGCCACCCAGCUGCAGCUCUUCAAACAGUUUAUAGAUGGUAGACUGGACCUUCUCAAUUCUGGUGAAGGUUUCAGUGACGUUUUCGAAGAGGAGAUCAGCAUGGGCGAGUAUGCUGGCAGCGAUAAACUCUACCAUCAGUGGCUCUCCACAGUCCGGAAAGGAAGCGGGGCAAUUCUGAAUACUGUAAAAACGAAGGCGAACCCGGCUAUGAAGACUGUCUAUAAGUUUGCAAAAGAUCAUGCAAAAAUGGGAAUAAAAGAGGUGAAAAACCGCUUGAAGCAAAAGGAUAUCACCGAGAAUGGCUGUGCCCCCACCAUGGAAGAGCAGCUGCCAAAGACCGUGCCGUCCCCACUGGUGGAGGCCAAUCACCCUAAGCUCCGAGAAGACCGAAGGCCAAUCACAGUCCACUUCGGACAGCCACAAAGACUCCGUCCUACUCGCCUGCCACCUCCCAAGAUACAGCGCUCGAGGCCCGUGCGCCCUCCCCGUCCACAUGUCGUGAAGAGACCGAAGAGCAACAUCACGGUGGAAGGCCGGAGGACUUCUAUCUCCAGCCCUGAGCACAUUUCAUUUUGGGCCGGCGUGACGUGCUGCUGAUUUGUCCACGCAAUGUGACACAUGAAAAAAACUCUCGAGAUGCAGAUCUUCCUCAUUAAAAAAUAAGCCCAUGCGAUCCCGGCACGGCAGAGAGCCACAGAGCACGUCCCUGCUUCCUGACGCCGUAUCUCUGACAUGGUAUUUAAAAAGGAACAGCCGCGCCUGUCACCACUGUCACAUGCACGCGCUAACCGGCGACACAUUAAACCAAACAUUAGAAAGGGUUCGGGAAGUCAUCUGCAUGGGAACUCUGAGCCGAGAUGAGGUGGGCAGAGGCAGGAGCAACCGUGGAAGGCGAUGGGGUCUGAAUGGUGAUGGACGGCAGGCCUUUCUUUCUCGCCAAGACUCUGGCAGCCCUCGCUGGGUAGCCAAGUUCACCACGACCUGCCUUUUCACAGACAGCUCUUUGUGUGUAAUAAAAUCCAGGCAAGUGGUGGGUGGCAGACUGCAGGGUAGUAGCUGAAUUGGGUUAAUGAGGGAAGAGGUACACUUUUUUUUUUCUCAUAUUCUGCCUUAAGCUAAUAAAAAAUUUAAACCUGGACAUUUUCAGCGAUUCAUCCUUUAUCUCUGACAAAUAUCUGACUGUAUGUUUCAUAGGAGGACAUGAGCAGCUGAAUUUAAAUAAGUUUAUUUUGAAAUCUCCCCUUUUAUUAAAAGUAGAAGGGGGCAUACCCGCCCACCUAUUUCAUUGUUUCAGAUCCACGGAGCUCAAGAGGCAGGAUCACAACAUGGUUUAGAGUCAGACACAUCCAGAUUCCUACCUCUGCCUGUAGCUGCUGUGUGACACUGGCCAAGUGAAUACCCCUCUCCGAGCCUUGGCUCCUCUAUCAGCAAAGUGAGAUGUGAUAAGGAAUUGAUGAGAAACUGUACAGGCAGCGUUUAGCCCAACACUUGUAAGUACCGCUAGUAUAUCAUCAUUAUCCAUGUGGCCCAAAGCCUGAUCUGACCAAACCACCUGGCAAGGUUCUCUGUUAUUCUCAAGAGACAGGCAGUGUGUUCAGCAGAUACCCUGGGCCUCCCGUUGAAGCCAAUGCCCAGCCAGCUCAGCUGGGAGAGCUCACUGGAGGGAAAGUGGUUUGUGACCCAGGAGCUGAGGUUCUCUGGCCCUCCUCUGACCUCCCCAAGCCCACUCCGCAAUCACACCAGUGUGGCCAGGCACUGGAUUUGACAGGGCUGUGAACCGCAGCAGCCUCGUUUGAUGAAGCCAAGGUCCAGUCCAGCAGCACAAAGGUUCUUUGCUCUUACAUGAAUCCAGACGUUCCUGGCAAGUUUAGUGGCAUUCAGCUAACGUGCCAAGCUGUGAUCUCUGUCUUGUCAAAGCCAGAGGAGGAGAGCGUACUUGGAUGGCUGCUGGAAGGGCAUUCAGGAUGGAUUCAAGGGACACCAAAGAGCUUCAUGCAGUUUGACACAAGCAGAAAUUCACGUCCCCCUCAUACACAUCUACCACCAGCCCGGCUGACGAGAAAGUGAGGGCCCUGGCCUGGAAUCCCUGCUUGUCACUUUCUAGCCAGGCCUUGUGUCACAUCUCUCUUCCCCACAGUGAUUUCCCAGUGCUCACCUAGCACUGGGUCUGCUCAUAGCAAGUACUCGUGAAGUACCUUGUGGUUGGGUGUGUGGAUGGACGGACGGACGGAUGGACGGACUAGUGACAGGCCCAUCAUCUGUAGAGUCAGUGCAGUGAAGCCUUCUUGCUAGCCUAUUGGGAAGGGUAGAAAUCACCUACAUAAAGCCCCUGGCACAGUGGAUAUGAUCUUAAACAUUUUUCCAAGACACUCCUGCCUGCUCCUCUACACCUAACACCCUCACCCCCAAAUGUGGUCCCAUUCUAUGGUCUCAGCAUUUUAGGGGACAGAUGGGGACCUCAGGGAACACUUUUAUACCGGAGCCACAAGCUGAUGAAAGGGACAGGUGCCAUGCUGGUGCUCCAGAAAUAUAGGUGAGAUGGGUGGGGGUUGCCUCGUCUCCCCAGUACACUGACUUCCAUUCAUGCGAUCAUAAACCUCCAUUGCACUAAUGCCGUGCCCCAGGUGGGGAUAAAGAGAAGAAUGAGCCAGGCCCCUGCCCUGGAGGAGCUCAACUCAGAAACAGCAUUGCAAAAGGUUCAAUGAUAUUGAUGAAGUGCUGUGACACACAGCCCCAGGGGAAGCUAACUCCACCUAGGAGAAAAACUAGCUGGGAAUUCCAGAAAAGCUUUCUAGAGUGCCAGCUGAGCCGAGCCGUCAAGACUGAAGAGCAGUGAGUGCACCAGGCAAAGACGACAGGGAGGUCUGCAAGGUGUGCAGGGGAGGUGAGGAGGAGGCGCAGAGGUGGACAGGCCCAGCGUACAGCACAGUGUUUGCCCUACACGGAGCUUGGGCUUGGCACUGCCAUUCUGCAGCCCUCACCCCUGCCCGGCAUAUUCUCCAUGCUCCCCAGAGUGGAGGGGGAGGGCAGGGUACCUGUCCACCCCUCCUCACCUCCUCACCUCCUCACCUCCUCUCCUGCCCAGGAGAGCAGUCCAGUGCCAGCAAGUGAGUACAUCCCCCUAACUUUUAAGCAAUUGAUGAAAUCAUUCUGUAAAUGUCUGCACAUUAUUAUUCCUGACACCUAAUGGGUUUGCUCACCACACAACCAACUGCCUGGAAAUUGCUAUUCAGAUUUGCAGGAUAAUGACAGAUAAGCAGGAUGAUGACACGGUUGGGUUUGUGAUUCACAACAGGAUUCCAGUGGCUGUGUGGAGUGGCCCCUCUGCUGCACCUUGUGUUGUGUCCCAGGGGGUGUGGCAGGAGCCGGGUGGCCUCAUUUCUGUGAGUCAGACCUUCCUGCCCUCUCUCCUGAGUCCAGGAGAGAUGGCACCUAAGUCCACCUAAGCCAAUGCUCUCUCUGACCCAGGAAGGGCCAAGUCCCUAACAUCCAGAUAGGCGGCCUAGGCAAAGAGAGGAGCCCAGUCACCCACCACCCGCUGUGUGCAACCCUGGGCAAAUGGCCUCCCCUCUCCGAGCCUUCAGUACGAGGACAAAGCUCUUGGCCUGCCUAAUCUCCAGGGGUAACAACAAGGCGGAAGGAUCUAGGUGUGCAAGUGCCUGGGGGCUCCGCAGCUCUGGGAGCCAGCCCUGGUUCUACUUUUGAAAGAAUAGCAUAUUCUUGGCAAUAGCUGGCUUCGCACCAGUGAUGGCAGAUCACAGCACAGCCCGCUCUCCCGCUCCCUCACCACCCCCCAGCGUGGUUCCCAUUCACUCUUUUGGACAUGAUGCCCUUUUAUGAAAUGAAAUCCAGAAGGAAUUGCCUCAGCAGAGAAAGAAAUCUGCUCUGAGAGAGGAGACUGCCCCACCUUGGACCCUCUCCUGAGCUUCACCACCGCCCCCAGGGGUCCUUGGAGCAUGCCCAACCCAGCGUGCAGGCCAAGCAGCGGCUGGGGGUGCCAGGGUGACCCAAGCUCAGCCAGUCCAGCUCCCCUCUCCCAAGCCCGCGCUGCUCAUGGGCCCUGGUCAGUGUAUAAUUCAUAGCGGCCGCGCGGACCUUCUCGGGGCUGCGUGGUGUUUGUGUUUAUAGAGGUAGAGCUCACAGGUGGCUGACAAGGGAGAUGUAUUUUUUAUAACAAUGAAUAUUUAAUUUCCACAUCACAGAUGAAAAAGACUCUCUGAAGAGGCAUGUGAGAGAGACUCCUGAGACCAGCCGCUAAUCAGAAGAGGGCCUUCUAGCCCGAGCCCCUCCACAUGGCUCACUUUCUUCCUUAACUUUCUAUUUUUAUGUUUUCCUGAUUAUUGAAGCAGAUAUGCACAUUGUAGAAAGUGUAGAAGACACAGAAAAAUAAAGAGGGGGGGUGUGUCACCCCUGAUUCUUCUAGCUUUUGUCAACACGCAGGCAUAUCCCUUUCCAGUCUUUUUUCUCUGCCUUUUCCCAUAAAUAGGUGAGAGAGAAUAUAGUAUAAUUGCAAUUCUGCAUCCUGGUGUUGAGAUUUUGCUCUUUCAUAAACAUCAGAGUUAAUGGGUGGCUAAUAUUCAGCCAAGUGUACUAUAAUUCAUAGCCUCCCAUUGCUGGAAAUUUAGGAUGUGCCAUAUUUUAAUAUUACAAACAGUGGUGAUGAACAUCUUCGUGCAUCAUUCUUUGCUACAUUUAGGGUUAUCUAAAUGGAAGUAGAGCUGUGAGGUCAUAGGCGACUGGAUCAUGUGUUUAAGGCUCUUGACACCUGUGGCAGACUCUCGGUUUCUUUCCUGUUGGGGACCAGCUUCCUCACCUUGGGGCCCUCCCAGCCUCCCAGGCCCUCUGGCCUUCUCCAGGGAGCCUCUGCCUCUGGUUGGCAGGGGGACGCCAGGGCCAGGCGCUGAGCCCAGAGGCCCCCCCACUCCCCCAGCCCACCACAUGGAGUUCCAAGGGUGCCUCCUAACUGCCUCUUCUCUCUUGUCUUCCUCUG
Messenger RNA from Nyctereutes procyonoides (raccoon dog), 6595 nucleotides. RefSeq names its product DENN domain containing 1A (gene DENND1A). The transcript is spliced from 23 exons. Gene Ontology annotation, biological process: endocytic recycling; endocytosis. Gene Ontology annotation, molecular function: guanyl-nucleotide exchange factor activity; phosphatidylinositol phosphate binding. NCBI's taxonomy places the organism in Eukaryota, Metazoa, Chordata, Mammalia, Carnivora, Canidae. The coding region runs from base 508 to 2202 and encodes 564 amino acids. Gene Ontology annotation, cellular component: cytosol; clathrin-coated vesicle. The record is from RefSeq and is a predicted model, not a curated record.